CAUUUUGAGGUUAGAAGCACUUUAUUUGUUAUGAAACUAAACCACAUAAUAUUGAAUGUCCCAUAAAUAAUUUGAUAUUUUAAAUUUCGGUAAAAGUCUUUCAUCUGUAAAUCUAAUCCGCUUCGCAAAUGCAUAGUUUAAAGAAUUUGACAGUGAGGCAAUUUUGGGCAAUUAAUUCAUUAAUUGGUCAGAAUUGCAGUCGCAAGCGUUAUUUGUGCACAACAAAAGAAACAACAGCCGAAAUUAACCGAACCACACAUUUUGGAUUUCAAACUGUCGGCGAAAAUGAAAAGGAGAACAAAGUGCAUAAAGUAUUUGAGGAUGUAGCGGCAUCCUAUGAUUUGAUGAACGAUGCAAUGUCGAUGGGAAUUCAUCGAAUAUGGAAGGAUAUUUUCAUGGAACGUCUUGGGCCGACUCAUGGCACACGAUUGCUGGACAUGGCUGGCGGCACCGGUGAUAUAGCUUUUCGUUACCUAAAAUAUCUGAAAAAUUCACGCACCGCAUCAGAUGCAAAGAAAAGUCAUGUCACGGUGUCAGACAUCAACCAAAAUAUGCUCGAUGUGGGCAAACAACGAGCGGAGAAUUUAGAAUUCACCAAUGAAUCUUUGGAUCAUUGUACUAUUGAUUGGGUUUGUGCAAAUGCCGAACAACUGCCAUUUGAUAGUAACACAUUCAAUGCGUACACAAUUGCAUUCGGUAUCAGGAAUUGCACACAUAUUGAUAAGGUGAUUGAAGAAGCGUAUCGAGUGCUGCAGCCCGGCGGCCGUUUUAUGUGCUUAGAAUUUAGUCAUUUGAAUAAUUUGCAAAUGCAAUGGCUUUAUGACCAGUAUUCCUUUACGUAUAUACCGCCGAUGGGUCAUAUUUUAGCCGGCCAGUGGGAGGCCUAUCAAUAUCUCAUCGAAAGUAUUCGCCGUUUUCCAAAGCAACAACAAUUCAAACAAAUGAUCCAAAAUGCUGGUUUCAAUUGUGUUACCUAUGAAAAUCUUACAUUCGGUGUUUGUGCCAUUCACUCAGGUUUCAAAUUGUAGACGUUCAAUUGAUUAAAAAGAAUAAAAAUUUUGACAAAUAUAAAACAUCGUCU
Sitodiplosis mosellana (orange wheat blossom midge) is the source of this 1081-nucleotide messenger RNA. RefSeq names its product 2-methoxy-6-polyprenyl-1,4-benzoquinol methylase, mitochondrial (gene Coq5). Lineage: Eukaryota; Metazoa; Arthropoda; Insecta; Diptera; Cecidomyiidae. The record is from RefSeq and is a predicted model, not a curated record. Bases 129 to 1028 code for a protein of 299 amino acids. The transcript is spliced from 3 exons. Gene Ontology annotation, molecular function: methyltransferase activity. Gene Ontology annotation, biological process: ubiquinone biosynthetic process.